GACGGCUGACAACAGAAGUGUGCGUGAAGAAUAGUUUUUGCGGCUGUGAAAUUUGUAUGAAGCGAUUCGCAGUUUUUAUAUGGGAAAUAUAAACAAAAAGUGAGGAAAAGUGCGUGAAACUCGUGGCCGAGUGCGUGGUGCAGGCCGUGCAAGUGGAAUAACUGGGAAAACUGAAUCUCCAAUUAGACGCAGAUAUUAUAGAGAAGCAGAACGACAAGGAAAAUAUACAAUGAGGAUUAACCCUUUCACAACACUGUGGUGUCAAUUGGAGGAGUGAGAGAGUCUCAAAACCACCGGCAAAUGAUAAUUGUGGUGAUUGCAGAGAAACAACAACCACAGCGAGUGAAUAUUCACAAUAGAUAGAGAUUAUUGCAACGCGGAAGAUUCAAUUGGCGACUGAAUAAUUUAUGUGAGAAGGGAUAAACAACAGCUGGACACAGGGUGAAAAGAGAGAGAGAGAAAAAAGGAUAAUUUAUCAAUCAAUGGCGGGCAAUUUGAAGCAUGGAAAGUCUCAGGAGGACGUUUGCUACGUCGUGGCGAAGUAUGAUUAUGCGGCGCAGGGCGCUCAAGAGUUGGAUUUGAGGAAGAAUGAGCGAUAUAUGCUGUUGGAUGACUCAAAACAUUGGUGGCGUGUCCAGAACAGUCGCAAUCAAUCCGGAUAUGUGCCCAGUAAUUAUGUGAAGAAGGAGAAACCGUCAUUAUUUGAUAGCAUUAAGAAGAAAGUGAAGAAGGGCUCCGGCUCCAAGACCCUCCCCAAUUGUUCGCCAUCGCGACAGACAGACAGCCCGACGAUGGCGCGUCGAUUGCCAGUGGAUCCGUCUGAGGCCAUCGGAACGGCCAUUGUGAAAUACAAUUAUCAGAAAGUGCAGAAUGAUGAGUUGUCAUUGACGAAGGGCACACGAAUCCUCAUCCUUGAGAAGUCCAAUGAUGGCUGGUGGCGAGGACAGAGUGGCAACUGUGUGGGAUGGUUUCCCAGCAAUUACACCACAGAGGAGAUUGAUAACAACGAUGACACAUUGCACACUUAUGCCAUGGCGGAAAAUGUUCUUGACAUUGUGGUUGCUCUCUACUCUUUCAAAUCCAACAAUGACCAGGAAUUGUCCUUCGAGAAGGGUGACAGACUCGAAAUUAUUGAUAGACCUGUUUCAGAUCCAGAAUGGUACAAGGCCAGGAACAAUGCUGGUCAGAUUGGUCUGGUGCCGCGCAACUAUCUGCAGGAGCUGACGGAGUACUUGUCGGGACCUUUCCGUGGCGGACAAGUGGGUGGCGUGGGAUCUGACAAUGGAUCCGUGGAUCGGCGCAAGGAUCAGGGCCCGGGUGUGGGACAGCAGCCGCUGGAGCGCCCCAAUUUGGCGGGCAAGAGUUGGUAUUAUGGGGCCAUAACGCGCAAUCAGUGUGAUACUGUGUUGAAUCAACACGGACACGAUGGCGAUUUCCUCAUUCGCGACAGUGAGACAAAUAUGGGAGACUAUUCAGUGAGCCUUAAAGCCCCGGGACGCAACAAGCACUUUCGCGUGCACGUGGAGGGGAAUAUGUAUUGCAUUGGCCAGCGCAAGUUCCACAAUUUGGAUCAGUUAGUCGAUCACUACCAAAGAGCACCCAUUUAUACUAAUAAGCAAGGUGAGAAAUUGUAUCUAGUGCGACCACUUCCGAAGGCGAAUGGCACAUAAGCGUAGAUUUAUUGAUUAUUUUUUUUACAAUUAUACACAAUAUAAUUAACUUAAUUUAUAUUAAUGAAUGAAGAUUGAUGGAGAGUAAAUUAAUAAUAUUUGCUAAUUUAGUGAAGGGGAAGUAAGAAGAUGAUGAAGGAGAACAUUUUUCGUAUUAAAAAAAAGAAAUAUUAACACAAGAUACAAAAAAUACACAUAGAAAAACACACACAAACACAAAAAAUCAACUACUAGAUUAAAACAUAAAUUGAAAACAUUAGGAUUUUUCAUACAAUGAGAGAAUCUAAACUGAUAUUGAAAAGGGGGGCGGAAGAGGGAGAGAUUUUUCUUUCUUGAUUAACAACGUCGAUGGAGGGAGAAGAAGAGAGUCUUCAAUUCAAUUGAAGAAGAGAAGAGAAGAGAAAAAAGGCACACAGUUGAGGAGAAGAAAUGAAGAAUGGCGUUUGGAAGGGAAAAACAGAAUAAAUAUAUAUUUCGCAUAAUUCCAUUCACAUCAAUAGUUAAUUAUUGUAUUAUAUUUUUAUUAUUAUUAUUAGCCUUUUAAAGGGCGGAGAGUUAAUAAUAAAACAAUGAGCGCAGGUAAUCAAAUAGCACUUCUAAUCAUAAUAAUAAUUAUUUAAACCAUUUUUUCACAAGAUUUUAUGUCAUCGGAAAUCUUCAGACAUUCAGACUGCUUGCAAUUCCAUAUAAAAAUGAUUCUCUUGCCAUUCAUUAUUUUCCCUGGCACUUGAUGUGUGUGCUCUCAUGGUUUUUUUUUCUUGAAGUGAAUUGGAGAGUACAAGAAAUAUAUAUAAAUAUAGGAUAAUCGUAUGAGUGUAGAAUUUAAAGAAGAAGGAAAAAAAAACGAGCAUGAUAGCGAGGAAUGAUGAGAAGUUUAUACAUAAUUUUACGUAAAAAGACAUUUUUUAUAUAAAAAAAAAAGAUAUUUACACACGCGUAAAGUAAUAACAAUUUAAUGAGAGGCGAUAUAAGAUAUGUUUAAUGAUGAAAAAAACUAAAUUUUAUCAACCAACAACAACAUAUUAAUCGGUGUGAGAAGGCAUCAAAGAAAGAGA
This is a messenger RNA of Phlebotomus argentipes, 2725 nucleotides long. RefSeq names its product cytoplasmic protein NCK1 (gene dock). The transcript is spliced from 7 exons. Gene Ontology annotation, molecular function: protein binding. The record is from RefSeq and is a predicted model, not a curated record. Bases 483 to 1670 code for a protein of 395 amino acids. NCBI's taxonomy places the organism in Eukaryota, Metazoa, Arthropoda, Insecta, Diptera, Psychodidae.